This is a messenger RNA of Thelazia callipaeda (thelaziosis nematode), 1077 nucleotides long. Lineage: Eukaryota; Metazoa; Nematoda; Chromadorea; Rhabditida; Thelaziidae. The record is from the annotation of a GenBank genome assembly.
AUGUUGCGCUGGAUUUCUCUUGGUGUCCUCCUAUUACUUCUCAGUAAUACGCAUUCGCAGGAAGAAUGUUUUUCCAAUUGCACAAAAACACACAUUUUGACCGGAAAGUCUCAAGAUGCGUGUAAGGAGGGAUGCCGUUUGCAAAUAAUUUUUGCAUUCACUUUACCCUGUAAUAUCGCAUCAACAAAGCAAGCAUGUUACAAUGGUUGUGUCAGAUUAUAUACUGACAGCAUUAAUAGACAGGCUUGCUCAUUUGGUUGUGAUAACCAACAAGAUCUGAGAAAUUCUAGACUUUGUAUAUCGAUAACAAAUCAAAAUCCAACGUACGAUGUGGUUCGUGAGGCAGUGAAUAAAAUGAUGCAUCGCGUAAAGGAUUCACUUCCAUUGUUUAGUUUCGAAGACUUUGGUUUGCAAUCCUCUGGACGACGCGAGGAGCACCUUUGGGAAAAUUUAUUCUCCCAGUGGCAACUUCGCGUUCAAAAUGAGAUAGCUCGUUUCCAUCAGAUCGCUCAGAAUGUACUAAAUUUGCAGCGUGCACGAACUAUUAUUCCUGUAGUUGCUUCGAGCAGACCUCAUGGUCAUGAGCGGAAGGCUUUGGAAGGGCCAAACGUUGGCAAUAGUGAUGAUAAUGGUGAACAAAUCAUACAAGUACAGCCAGUGGAAUCCAAAAAUGGAGCCCAGCAAAUUUUGCGAGAAAUGGAAAAUCCAACUAUUGUAGAGGUCACGCAACCUCCACUUCUCUCUCGGCUGGCGUCACGAGCUCGUCGUCUUUCUGUACUCAGCCAGUGGCUAGUUUGCGUGGCUCUUUUUCUCUGUCUUGUUUCAAUGCUGUCAAUUUCGGUGGCAAUCUUGAAGCAAAUAAGAUCUCAAAGAUAUCUAAAUUUGAGAAAUAUGCAUGCUGUUGUGCCAACAUCCUUCACAGAAUCUCAUCUUGCAAAAAAAGUACCGCUAAAAUCAGUUGCUGUAGCAGUAGACUAUCCAUUGGUUCACGAUUCUCCUCCUCCAGCUUAUGAUCAAUUGUCAGUCCAUAGGAUGAAUCAUGAAGACGGUGAAAAUAACGCUGAACCGAAAGUUUAG